Messenger RNA from Cornus florida, 1104 nucleotides. RefSeq names its product pathogenesis-related protein PR-4-like. NCBI's taxonomy places the organism in Eukaryota, Viridiplantae, Streptophyta, Magnoliopsida, Cornales, Cornaceae. Gene Ontology annotation, molecular function: chitin binding; RNA nuclease activity. The transcript is spliced from 2 exons. Gene Ontology annotation, biological process: defense response to fungus; defense response to bacterium. The record is from RefSeq and is a predicted model, not a curated record. The coding region runs from base 41 to 622 and encodes 193 amino acids.
CACCAUACUUCACACAAACCAAAAAUCAAUACACAGAGAAAUGGGAAAGUCAUUCCUAUGCACGAUUGUCUCACUUUGUCUAGUGGCUGCUGUUGCCACGGCCCAACAAUGUGGCCAGCAAGCCGGUGGCGCAACCUGUGCCACCAACCUUUGCUGUAGCCAAUAUGGUUACUGUGGUACAACCAAUGACUAUUGUUUACCUUCCAAUAACUGUCAAAGCAAUUGCAACUCCGGCGGUGGCAGUGGUGGUGGAGAGAGUGCUACUAAUGUGAGAGCCACGUACCACUACUAUAAUCCUGAGCAGAAUGGAUGGGACUUGAAUGCUGUUAGUGCUUACUGCUCCACUUGGGAUGCUGGCAAACCCUUGGCAUGGCGUAGCAAGUAUGGCUGGACCGCCUUUUGUGGCCCUGUUGGGCCGACUGGCCAGGCGUCCUGCGGCAAGUGUUUAAGUGUCACAAACACAGGCACCGGGGCUCAAGUAACGGUCAGGAUUGUUGAUCAAUGCAGCAAUGGAGGGCUAGAUUUGGAUGCCGGUGUGUUCACGACACUAGACACGGAUGGAAGAGGAUAUGCCCAGGGCCACCUUAUUGUGAAUUAUCAGUUCGUGAACUGUGGCGAUUGAUUAUUCGUUACAAAAAAAUAAAUAAAUAAAUAAAUCAAACAAUACUCAAUUGCUAUUGGUGUUCAAAGUUACCAAAUAUCUAAAUUUGCGAAACAAAUCAAUGCCUAAGAACUUGUUAAAUAAUAAAACAAUAUGAAUUAUGAGCUCAAGUUGUUAUUAAUAUUAUUUUAUGUGUAUGACAAGGGCGACAAGCGAGAGCUUUGUGUUUCUACCCGUUAGAUUUUUUAUUUUAUAUUUUGGGAAGGUAGAAGUUAAAAUAAAAGAGAAUAAAGCCUAGGACCCAGCCACGAUCCGGCCUUCUUUGGAACAGCUGAGCGAAUUACUCUAAAAUUUGGCCAAAUGAGCUGGUUAAACCUUGUAGUCCAAAAUUGGACCAUCUCGCGGAGUUUGUAAACAAUUUUAUUUAUUAUUAUUAUUUUUUGCAAUCCGAUGUGAUUUUUUUUUUUUUAAGUCGUUUUAAUAUAACUCAUUUUAUUGUCUAA